This is a messenger RNA of Microdochium trichocladiopsis, 1863 nucleotides long. RefSeq lists its product as uncharacterized. The coding region runs from base 361 to 1614 and encodes 417 amino acids. The record is from RefSeq and is a predicted model, not a curated record. The transcript is spliced from 3 exons. NCBI's taxonomy places the organism in Eukaryota, Fungi, Ascomycota, Sordariomycetes, Xylariales, Microdochiaceae.
CGCUUUUACAUAGUGCAGCCUAUUGUCUCGAAUCCAUAAUCCAGACGGUAGAGCGGCUCCGGCGCAGUGUCACGUACACAAGAAAGAGAGACAUCUCCAAGUAGUCGCAACUGAGACCUUCAAUUCCUGAGGUCUUAUAGACGCGUGGCACCUGGAGCUCUCCGCGUGACAAAGCCAUUACAUUCGAGACAAAGGUCUUGGGGGGAGAUUCCAUUCCGGAUCCAGGGGUCAUCGGUUUUUCCACGGUCAUAUAUCCAUAGGUCAACGCUUUCCUUGAAGCGCUCACGAGCCAGGCACCUUUUGCAACCACUUACCCUUCUAUUUGGCCGACACCCUUUCCCGUCAACCAACACCGCCAUAAUGUGGAAGCUUGCCACGACGGCACUGUCCGCCGCUGCAUCGUUCAGCACGCUUGUUACGGCAGACCCUCUCUCAAACUGUAUAGAAAAUGACGUCUGCUUCCAAGUCGGUGUUCCCACUGCGUCGGCCUCUUCAGGUCAAGGAAAUAUCUACUACCAGAUGCGGGCCUCGACACGGUACUCGUGGGUCGCCAUCGGCCAGGGCGACCAGAUGGCCGGUGCCAACAUCUUCGUCAUGUACGCCAACGGCCGUGGCAAUGUGACCGUCUCGGCGCGUGCUGGGCGGGGCCAUAUCAUGCCACAGGCAGACAGCAGCGUCCAGAUCCAGCUCCUCGCCGGCAGCGGCGUCUCCAGCGACGGCAAGACUAUGGUGGCCAACUUUGUCUGCUCCAACUGCCAGCGCUGGGGCGGCGGCCAGAUGAGCCUCUCGAGCACCACCGCAGACUACAUUGGCGCCUACCUCGUCGGACAAGCCCCGAGCAACGGCGCCAGCACCUCGGCCAGCAUCGGCCAGCACGACUCGCACGCUGCCUGGCAGUUUGACCUGACCCGGGCGACCAUUGCCAACAACGCCAACCCAUACGUGACCUCCUCCGGCUCCGGCAGUGGUAGUGGCAGUGGCAGCGGCAGCGGCAACGGAGUCACCCAGAUUUCCAGCGGGACGAGCACGACCCGUCUCAUCAUGAUCCACGGAAUCAUCAUGACCGUGGUCAUGGUAGUUCUUUACCCGCUCGGCUCGCUGCUCAUGCCGCUAGUCGGCAGCUGGAUCGUCCAUGGCGGCGUCCAAGUCGUCGCCUUCCUGCUCAUGUGGGCGGGCUUUGGCAUUGGCUACGUUGCCUCGCGCAGCACAGUGGGUUUCGGCGCUACACACACCAUCUUCGGCACAGUCAUCGUCGCCCUCUUCGGCAUCCAGCCCUUCCUCGGCUUCGCCCACCACGCGUACUACAAGAAGCACCUCCAGCGCGGCGUCAUCAGCCACGCGCACAUCUGGUACGGCCGCGCCAUCAUGGUCCUCGGCGUCGUCAAUGGCGGCCUGGGCCUCCAGCUCGCCGGCUCGGACGACGCGUUUGUCAUUGCCUACUCGGUCGUCGCGGCCGUCAUGUUCGUCGCCUACGUGGCCGCCAAGGGCUUCGGCGUCUUGCGGAAGCGCAGAAGGGCGGGUUUGUCUUCGGGCAGCGGCGCGAGUGGCGAGCAGAUCCGCAGCAAGGAGCAGACGUCCCACGUUUCGCCGGCCGGGUCUUAUGGCGGCCGGUGAGUUUUGACAGAUGCUGGCGAUUGCUUAGUGGUUUUUUUCUUUUAGUGCGUGGGUUUGUGGGUGUGUUUGGGUGAAGGGGUGUACAACUCUCGUCCUUCCUGUACUUUUGUCUUCCGAGUGUACGAUUCGGUCGGGCCUUCUUCUUGGGUAUACAAAGAGCUUGCAAGGGUUUCCAUUCCUGUCAACGUAGAACUGCCAGGGCCUUGUAGUUGUUUAGAUAAGGGGCGAAAAAAAAAAAAAAAAAAGAAA